UUCGCCCUUGCCCGUUGCAAUUCCAGCGCCGCGUGCAACCUGCGACUUUCCUACAGGAGGGAAGAAACUGACACGGUUUGACCCCCACCCCCUGGGCCCUGACCCCCACCACCGCUAGCCAGCCAACCCCACACGCACUGCGACGCGCAAGGCGCAACCCAUUUCCUCUCCUCCGUUUCCUCGGACCCCACAUCACCACCACCACCGCCCGCCCAGAUGCAUCCGGCCGUCGAUGCGACCGCCUCCGCCGCCGAGCAGGCCCCCGCCACCCCCGCUCCCGAUCCCUCACUGCCCCCACCGCCCGCCGCGGCGCCUGAGGCGGCUGAUCCGCCGCCCGUGCCGGCGCAGAAGACCGUCACGUGGAGCGAGAAGCUCACGUCGGCCUCGCCGACGCACGUGCAGGCCGCCGCCGCCGCGGAGUCCAGCCAGUACGUGUCCUGCGGGCCCGCCUCCUCUUCGCCCAAGGGCGCGGUGGAGGCGAUGAAGGAGACGCUGUCGAGGUGGGGGAAGUCGAUGGGGGAGACGACCAAAAUGGUCGAGAGCCUCAGCCGCGACACGUGGCAGCACUUCAAGACAGGACCUAGUUUUACUGAAGCUGCUAUGGGACGGCUUGCUCAAGGAACUAAAGUUCUAGCAGAAGGUGGCUAUGAAAAAAUAUUUAAGCAAACCUUCGAAGUUCUUCCAGAUGAGCAGCUGAAAAUAUGCUAUGCAUGCUAUCUAUCAACAUCAGCUGGUCCUGUCAUGGGAGUCCUGUACAUUUCUACAGCCAAGAUUGCAUUCUGCAGUGACAAUCCUCUCUCUUACAAAGCUGGAAACAAAACUGAAUGGAGUUACUACAAGGUGGUCAUUCCUCUUCAUCAGCUAAGGACAGCUAAUCCUUCAGUGAGCGAAGUAAAUCCUGCUGAGAAGUACAUUCAGGUCAUUUCCGUUGAAGGUCACGAGUUCUGGUUCAUGGGUUUUCUAAUGUAUGACAAAGCCGUAACCAGUUUCAAGAAGCCUUGGCUAGUGCUCGUGAGUUGCAACCGUAGAUAUGAAAUGGAUGUACCAGUUGCUUCAGUCUCCGCAACAUCAUUGGGGCAUCUCCAGUUCCGAACCUGAUUCCUGAGCUUCUGAGUGUCUCCUUUUUUCAAAUCCUUCAUGCUGAAGCUUUUGAUACGAUACACUCACUAGCUUGCAUAGGUGUCAGAAUUGUUUCUUUUUUCUUGCCUGUGUUGUAAUGAUGAGAUACUGCAGCUGUCCAUUUAAAUGUGACAGUGUUGAAUGUAAGUUGAGAACCAAACAUCGGUCUGGCCAACUUGGAUGGAAUCGGGAGUCAAAGGGAAACAGCUCUUGGUUCAUUUUAUAGGAUUGGCAUGUUCAGAAUGUGUCUUGCAUUGCGAAACCGGUAAUUCAAAAUUUGUUUCUCGUUCA
Phragmites australis (common reed) is the source of this 1410-nucleotide messenger RNA. RefSeq names its product GEM-like protein 1. The record is from RefSeq and is a predicted model, not a curated record. Lineage: Eukaryota; Viridiplantae; Streptophyta; Magnoliopsida; Poales; Poaceae. The transcript is spliced from 4 exons. The coding region runs from base 217 to 1098 and encodes 293 amino acids.